Molecule: messenger RNA, 975 nt
Organism: Amorphotheca resinae ATCC 22711
Lineage: Eukaryota; Fungi; Ascomycota; Leotiomycetes; Helotiales; Amorphothecaceae
Exons: 5
Coding region: 1-789 (262 amino acids)
Source: RefSeq, a predicted model, not a curated record
AUGCAUAGACGCAGUCUCAGCGGGCUUCGGAUACCAUCUCACCAGCGGGAAGAGGAAAAUCUCGGAUUAUAUGGAAAAGAGGAUCCUGAUCCCGCAGCCGUUAUUAAGCAAGCAGGCAAGCGACUAUACAAACUGCGCGCACGACGAACUCGCGUCCAGGGUCCUUAUACUGUAUGCAAAUACACAGCAGAUGCUGAUGAGCAAAAUAGAGAAGUCCAAAAUACCUCCCUAUCAUAUCAGAACGCAAAAUGGAAAUUAGAGCAAAGAUUGAUCUGUCAUUUUGCAUGUGCUGUGCUGGCACCGGAACGACUAGCAGAGCUCUCCCACCAAGAACAACGCCCCCGUCCCGAGCGUCCCGCCAUCGUGAACAGCGCAUCGCAUGGCAUGGCAUCACCUCCCGUCCCAUUCUACAACAAGUCCGCCUCCUCCCGAGUCCCUCCCAUCGCAUAUCCCAAGCGCCCAUACCGCCAAUACGAAGUACGAAUACGACGGCACGCCGACCCAAGCAGCCGUUUUCGUCGACGUGAGAAGGGGAAUCGAGUCGUAUCGCAGUACUGGAUUGUAGGGGCUCGGAUCCCCUCACGCACCCAAGCAGGAUCUUCCGCACACGAGCGCUCAAGCGGGUUAGCCAGCGCGAAGAAUAAUAAUCCAGGCGGUGCUGGCUGGCCCGCUGGGUUGACGGGGGUGUUGGGUAGUGCUGGCCGCGCCGCCGUUAGAACCCGCCCUCUAAGCGUCGAUAGUCGAUACGAUAGUUCGAACCACUUCGACAGGACCUGGACUACUCCUUGAGUGCUCGGGAAGUGUCUAAAGACUAGCCAGCCUCUAAGUGCUAAGGAGUUUAGGGAGUCCCAAUAAUCGGGAUCCUCGGAAGCUCCUCAUUUUGGACCGCUUCCGAACCGUCGAUGGAGAUGGAGACUGGAGACGGGGCCUGCACUAAUCCCCGAGCCCCACCGCGGCUCCAUCCCACCCCUUUAU